AUAAUUUACGUUGCGGGAAAUCAUGGAGUUGACGUUUUGGUUGGCAUCAGUGGUUGUAGUGAUGACAACCCUCUACUGGUUGGUUAAGAAACCGAAACAUCUUCCCCCAUCUCCUGGUAUAGCUCUGCCUAUUGUCGGCCAUUUGUAUUUGCUGGAGCCAGACCCAAGACAGCAGUUUAAAAAAUGGUCUCAAAAACUUGGCGAUGUCUUCAGUUUAAAGUUAGGACAAGAAACUGUCGUCGUUUUGAAUUCUUUCGAUGUCAUAAAGGAAGCGUUUGUUAAACUCGGUGACGCAUUCUCAGACAGACCUACAAGAAGUUUUCUGGUUAGAAAUGUGCCGCACAUAACAAAAGGUCUGACUCAGUCGUCUGGGCAUGACUGGAGAGAACAGAGAACCGUCGCUUACUCAAUUCUCAAAAAAUUCGGAAUGGGAAAAAAUAUCUUAGCGGAGAAAAUAGGAGAAGAAGUUGAUGCUAUUAUAAAUGAGCUAGCGAAAGAAAAUGGCAGAGCCUUGAAUAUUCGAUGGCUCAUCAACAUUAGCAUCUCCAACAUUAUUUGUUCCAUUAUCAUUGGCAAACGAUUCGAAUUUCAUGAUCCUAAAAUGAAACAACUAACAACAGUGAUAAACGACUUUGCUCGUUUAAAUUCAGGGGUUUUAGAAGUAAAUUUUCUGCCGUUUUUGCAAAAUCUAUCAAAAUACAAGCGCACUGCAGACGAAUUAAUUUCCGUCUCCUUUAAACUACGGGACUUUGCUACAGUCAUGGUGAAUGAAAUAAAAAAAACUUGCGGCACUCAAUGUCUGGACAACUACAUUGUAGAAUACGUUCACGAGAUGGAGAAAAAACACAAUUCAAAUGAAGAAACGCAUUUAGAUGAGAUCAGCCUUGUUCGUAACAUAGAGAAUUUGUUUUUUGCAGGGACGGAGACCACCAGUACCACAAUUUUAUGGGGUCUUUAUUUUGUCUUGCGGAACCCGGAAAUCCAGAAAAAAAUUUACCAAGAGAUAAAAGAACAAGUGGGAACGAAUCGUACCCCGAAUAUAUCUGACAAAGCACAACUCAAGUAUUUAAAUGCUUUCAUUAUGGAGACUCAGAGAGUAGGAAGUCUGGUGCCAUUUGCUCUUACUCAUGUUUGUGCACAAGAUACAGUUCUCAACGGUUUUACCAUUCCUAAAGGCGCACAGGUCAUUCCAAAUUUAGACGCUGUACUCAAAGACGAGAAAAUCUGGGGUGAUCCGGAAAAUUUCCGACCUGAGAGAUUUCUGGACGAACAAGGAAAUUUGAUAAAGAGAGAAGAGCUCAUACCGUUUUCUAUUGGUCGCAGAAUUUGUCUUGGGGAAUCCCUGGCUAAGAUGGAACUUUUCUUGUUCCUGUCGUCCAUGUUUCAAAGAUUCGAGUUCCUGCCUGCAGACCAAAAUAUUAUUCCUUCUAAGAAAGAUGUUUUUGGCGGAAUUGUUUCACCCGAGCAAUUCGACAUUAGGUGCGUCGAGAGACGCCACUAGCUACUAAAUUGUAGUCAAUACCAGAUGAAGAUAAGUCCGAGCGAGAUGGCAUUAGCUAAUACUAGUUUAAUUGACCACAUCUGCAUUAUAUUCAAGAAAUUAUACUCAGUAGCCUAUUUUAAAAAAUGCAUCGUUAUUGAUUUUAUGUUUCUAUUAAUUUUGCUUAACUGUAUUAUCUAUUUAAAAAAUAAUUAUCAUUUUUGUAACCUGAAUGAAAUUUAGGUUUUGUCCUUUGGAUACAAAUAUUUUUCUAAUAAAAUAAUAACCAAAUACAAAUAAUGUGGUAUAUUAAUGAACUCUUGUAAUGGUCGACAGCUCUAUUUUUUAUUGCUUCGAAAGUAAGAGAGGUGUAAAGUGUAAAACGUUGCUACAUCGGCAUAUCGAGGAAAAGUGAGGUCAGCACAAUGCCCACAAUGUCCACCUAAUUCUUGAUCCAUCUAAUUCUUGAUCCAUCUAAUUCUUGGUCCACCUAAUUCUUUGUAUAUUUAAUUCUUUGUAUAUCUAAUUCUAUGGGACGUUGUAGUCUAGCGGUAGAGCACUGGAUUACUAACCCGUAAGUCUCGAGUUUGAAUUCGGGUACAAGUCAGUAGAACGUCCCUGAGUCCACCCAACUCUGAUGGGUACAAAACUCACACCGUCAGGUUUGAAAAGGGAACCUACUUUUUUUAAAUAUUUAAUUCUUGGUUCAUCUAAUUCUUGGUUCAUCUAAUUCUUGGUCCAUCUAAAUCUUUGUUCAUUUAAUUCUUGGUCCAUCUAAAUCUUGGUCCAUCUAAUUCUUGGUCCAUCUAAUUCUUGGUCCAUCUAAUUCUUGGUCCAUCUAAUUCUUGGUCCAUCUAAAUCUUUGUUCAUCUAAUUCUUGGUCCAUCAAAAUCUUUGUAUAUUUAAUUCUUGGUUCAUUUAAUUCUUAGUCGACCUAAUUCUUCAUCGCUUAUUAAACGUUUUCUAUCUGGUUUCUGAUAUUUUAUAGCUGCUGGCUCGUAGGCAAAUACAAAACUUUACAAGAAAGUGAAGUGACUAUACUGUGAUGUGUAUGAUAUAUUAGGCAAGUUUACCCUGUGGUACUACUGAGAUAGAAAUAGCUGGCACAAAAGUUCCAUGUUUUUCUAAGUCUCAUCAAAAACUGUAUCCGCUGUGCCUCAUUCAGAAUAAUAAUAAUAAAAAAACAACUCACACUCAAAAUUACAAUAAAUAAAGAAAUAAUAAGUUUUUUCUUACACUUUACACAACAUAAACAUUGUUUUCUUUCCCAUGAUACGUCCACGUCUACGUACGAGCAAAUCUGAUAGCAGUAGUGGAGGUCUUUAUCAGUUAGUGUCCAGUCCAUCUCUUUUUCAGAUUAAGUUGAUAACUAAUCUACCGUGCUACUCCAAAUAGCUCUCCCUUUUUUUUAAUAUUACAUAUAAGAACUAAUUGUUUUAAUGUGCUUUGUAGUAAAAAUAUAGGGAAGAUAUCAUGUAGGUAUUAUCAAACGUAGGUUUUAUAUUGCAUGUAACUACGAAUUCUUUCUUAAUUUAUGAGCACUUGGGUUUUCAUCUUUACUCAAAUGCAAUUCUUGUUUCUUAAGUAAUAUUUUUAUCAAAGUUCUGUUAGUUUUU
Physella acuta is the source of this 3096-nucleotide messenger RNA. Its product is annotated as cytochrome P450 2J4. Gene Ontology annotation, molecular function: monooxygenase activity; iron ion binding; heme binding. The record is from RefSeq and is a predicted model, not a curated record. NCBI's taxonomy places the organism in Eukaryota, Metazoa, Mollusca, Gastropoda, Physidae.